AUGAAAAUUUUAUAAUCCACAGAAUGGAAAUCAUUACAUGUUGAUGCUUUAAAUGCAUUAAACUUAUUAAUCGAAUAAGAGAGUUAACUUUUAGAUAUACUACAAUAAGAAAAAUUGUUCUUAUAACAAAUAAUUUAUUAAGCAUUUAAUUUAGCUUUGGAUGAUUAUUUGAUGGCACUUACUGAAUUUUUAUCCUUAUAUUUAUAGGCAAAAAGAGAAUUAAAGUUUGAAGAUUAAUAUAAUAUUACUAUGGAUAUUCUCAAUAGAGCCAUUCAAACUAAAGAUUUGUAAAUUAUUUAUGGUUCAAUACUCUUGGCUAAUUGCUUAAGUGAAUAAGAAUUUACAUUUUUUUAGUAAAUUUACUCUAUUGCUGAUAUUAUUGUAGAAUAUCUUGAGUAAGAACUCUCUUAAUUUGAAUAUAUUGUCAUUUUAAAGGUAAAUUAAAUUUUAUAUAUUUAAAGACUCUUAGAAUCUGCAUUAAAAAAAUGUCUGAAUUAUUAUUUCCUCUAAUUGGCAAAAAUAAUAUUAUGGAAAUACUGUUUAAUUUAACCUAAAAAUUAGAAAAACAAGCAGGAAAAGAUCUUUUAAAAUUAAUAUCUUGCUGUUAUAAAUCCUAUACAAAUUUGAGCUUUGUGAUUGAAGAUCAAGUUUUGAAUAAAUUUGUUCAAAAAUGCCUAAUGGAAUAUCUUGAGAAAUUUAUAGAUUUUUAUGCUUAGUCUAACUUUGCCUAUUGUUAUAAAAUAAAAGUCUUAGAUAAACUUAUUAAUUGCUAAAAGUAUAUUCAAUUUAGACUCUAAGAAUAAUAGUAAUUCAACCCUUAAUCUUUUAUAGUAUAAAAAUGUAUAUUUAUUAUUAGAAAUUUUUUGGUGUGGUGGAGUAAGCAAUAGACUAAGUGAAUCUUAAGGUUGAAUAAAUUUUAUAUUAUAUAGAAGUUCUCUCAAAUAUAUUAUAAAUAGAAGAUAUGCGUUAUUAAACAGAAGUUCUGAAAUUGAUUCCUAAUUAACUAUAUGAUUAAUUAAAUAAUCUUAGUGUACAUGAAAAUGAAAGAGUAGCCUAAGAAACAACUAAUUUAAUUGUAUUAUUGCAAUUUUGUUGA
Molecule: messenger RNA, 1096 nt
Organism: Paramecium sonneborni
Lineage: Eukaryota; Ciliophora; Oligohymenophorea; Peniculida; Parameciidae
Source: the annotation of a GenBank genome assembly